Messenger RNA from Maudiozyma barnettii, 2925 nucleotides. It is a transcript of the gene SOK1, whose product is annotated as Sok1p. NCBI's taxonomy places the organism in Eukaryota, Fungi, Ascomycota, Saccharomycetes, Saccharomycetales, Saccharomycetaceae. The coding region runs from base 1 to 2925 and encodes 974 amino acids. The record is from RefSeq and is a predicted model, not a curated record. The transcript has a single exon.
AUGGAACACCCCAGAACUCAUUCGGCUACUGCAACUGCAAACACCCCUUCAAGUACAAGAAACUCUUCAACAUCAUCAAAUCAACAGUCGGGACAAGUGCCGACGGGACCUGGAACUAGUGGGAAUGAAGUAACUUCUGAUACAGCUACCGUAGUGGCUGCAGCUGCAGCUGUUAUGAGUGUAUCAAAUGAUAACGAAGAAGUAGAAGAAGAUGAAGAAGAAGAACAAACAUCGUUAUCAAAAAUAAAUGAUCCUCAACAACAGUUACAUCAGACUCAUAAUCAUACUCAUACUCAUAAAAAUGAGGUAGUAGAUCCAAUGGAGGCCCCACUAUCUGGUGUAGGAACUCCAGGUUCUUGUUCAGAGGGACUUACUUUGGCAGAUACGGCUACAACAACAACAACAACUACUACUACUACUUCGACUUCUGAUAAUAAUAAUACCAAUACGAUAACUACUAUUAAUAAUAGUAAUCUAUUUAAACAAUUUGAUUCAAAGACAGGCCAAUUUAUGCGUACGUCAGAAUUAGAAGAUAAUAACAAUGAUAUAUUGUUGUCACAACAAAGAGAGAAAAGUAAAGAAGCUGUACCACCAACGGAAAAUACCUCAACACAACAACAACAACCCAUACCCAUGAUAAAGACUGCACAACAACAACAGGUAAAACAGAAACAGAUUCAACCUUCGUUCCAUUUAUUAUCAUCCUUCAAAUCGAGAUCAAACUCAGUGCCGACAAUCCUACAUUCUUCUUUGAAGAGACUUUCUAAUCAUGGCCAUUAUUAUGGGAACAACCCAAAUCAUCACAACAACAACAAUAAUAUGAAUGGUACUCAAAACAUAACUACUGGUGGCAAUAUGAUGAUAGGUAAUAAUGGAGGAAACAAUCAAACAAUCAUGACUCACCCAAUGAAUCCUUACGGAAUUAUGAAGAAAAAAUCAGUUAGAACACAUCAUCCACAUAUUUUACAAUCACAAGGCCUUGGAAGCUCGUCGUCCGGAAUGUCAUCUUCAUCUACAAACGCAUUGAGUAACACAACGUUGAGACAAGCUAUAUUAUUAACGCAGGAGGCUUUGAAUAGUUCAACAAACAGUUCAAAAACACAGAAUAAAACUUUCACUCAAGAUAAAUACACAAAUAUGAAUAUUCAGAAUGAUAAUAAUUACAACAACAAUACAAACAAUCUGGAUUCAUUGGUGACGUUUGAAGAUAGAGUCAAUUAUGUCAAAGCUACAAAAUUGCCUAUUCCAUUACCACCUAUCAACUUGCAAUGUCUUAAGGAAAUCGAUCUUCAGGAGAUUGUGAAAAAUCCGCAACUGAGACAUGAUAUAAUUUUUGACCCCCUAUUGCAAUUUAGACCAAACCUUGAUGGAGAACGUGGUAUUAAAAAGAAACAUUUGUCAGAUAUAUACUGGAAAGAUGUUGAAAACGAGUUAAUUGUUUAUUCUAAGAGGCCCGAUGUUUUCAGAUACGACCAUACAAGACUAGUUCCAUUAUUUGAUACUUUGAGAGAAGUGUUGUUAACAAUCGUCCCUCAAAAAGAGACUCACCAAAUCAAUAAUAUCUUAGAUACAGAAUUGAACGUCCAAGAACUGAUAAAGGGAUCAUUAGUGAUGUCUAAUCUAUCGGAAUGGUUAGCUACUCUUUUUAAACAUCAUUGUGCACCAAUGAGAGAUGCAUACGUGGAUAAAAUGAGUAAUAAAUUUAAAGAAGCAGAUAUGGAGGCAUCUUUAUCGAAAUUUAUGGAAGGACUUAAAUUAGUUUUCCAAAUUUUGGAGGCUAUGAAAUUAGAUAUUGCUAACCAUCAGAUUCGUCUACUAAGACCCGCACUAUUAAGCAAUGCAAUUGAUUUCGAAAAACAAUACUUUAAUUCUUUAGUGACUGCAAGAAGUGUGCUCUUAAAAUCAUCAUUAACUUGGUUCAGAAAUAAAAUGACCGAAUAUGUCAAUUCAGGAGAGCUUAUAGUACAGGAUAAAAAUAAUUUAAGCAUACAAGAAGUCUACAAAGGUUGUAUCAGGAGUAUUAUUAGUCUAUUAUCAUGUCGUAAGAUGGUUAGAGAAUUUCCGACAUCACUUUCGUUUGACCAUGCCAGGUUGAUCCUAUUGAGGGCAGACAUCCGUCAACUAGUGUGUCUAUUAGUAUGUCGUCUAUUAUUUCAACAGUUAGUAGCCAAUGACAAUACCAUGGACAAAGCUACCAAGGUGUUUAUAAAUAGCACAUACACGAAUAAGAAAAUGAAGGAAGAAGUAAUUAGCAUAAUUACUGAUGAUCAUGGCAAUUGUAGAUGGACUAAAAAUACAUUAUCCAUUGCCGUACAUCUAUGUAAAGUGAUCGAGGAAAAGAAACAAGAAUAUUUGACCAAACCGAAGUCUACUACCCAAACAGAAAAUACUGAUGAAGACGUCACAAUGGCUGAUACUGAAGAUGACACUACAAAUACAUCGACUGGUAGUGUAUUACCUAUUUCAUUAGACAAUGAAAAGAUUAGGUUUGCAAAGGCAUGGUUAUCGAAACAGACCCAACCAUUAAGUGAAGUGUAUGGUGUUCUAGAGAAUAGGGUCUUUAAGUCUCUCGAAGAAGGUAUUUACAGUAGAUCCAACUGUACUGUUGAAGGGAGGGUGAAGCAAGAUUUCGUAUACCUUUACAACAGCACUUCAAAUGGUACUGGUAAUAGUACACCAGGAACAAGUAACGAGGAAAAUACUGCCACAUCUACAACAAUCUCAUUUAAAAACCAAGACAAUUCUUCUAGUAAUGCUAACGAAAACACACCACGCCAGGAAGGUAGAGGGUUGUUUGCCUUUACUGAUUCUGAAGAAUUCGAGAACAUUUAUCGUCAUUUAUACACAGUCAUCAACUUACAUUGGUCUGUUUUUGGUCAACAUUACUGUGACACCCUGAGCGACAGAAUGACUACCGCAGCAUAA